Molecule: messenger RNA, 2152 nt
Organism: Siniperca chuatsi (mandarin fish)
Lineage: Eukaryota; Metazoa; Chordata; Actinopteri; Centrarchiformes; Sinipercidae
Product: tetratricopeptide repeat protein 9A
Exons: 3
Coding region: 468-1205 (245 amino acids)
Molecular function (GO): protein binding
Source: RefSeq, a predicted model, not a curated record
UUCACUGAAAACUUUUGUCAAUUCAGAACAAAUUAGGCUCGCUAAAUACAUGAUUGUAAUUUCCCUUUGUGAAUAAAACAUCACCAAAAUGAUCUACAAAGAAAGCACUGUCAAUGCAGUCUAGGAAUAAAUAAAAGUGUGUCCAGUUUGCAAGCAAACUAAUAAUGAAAUGAUCUGAAAAUAAACUGAUGAUGAAAUCAAACCUCUCCUCUUCCUGCUGGAGGACCCCCAUGGGACCACUGGCCUUGUAUUUUUUUGACCAAUCGGCUCGUUGGAAGAAAAAAAUACGAGAACAGGCUACAACGGAGGAGCGCGCAUCGCGCAGGGUUGCGCACAGAGAAGACAUAGCUGCGACACUGGCGAGGCGAAGACGCGAGGACGGCCGAGAAGAUGCAGUGAAGGAGCCUCAAUUUCCCAGCUAAUUUACAGCCUGGCGUCAGGGCAGCUAUAGUCAAAUAACGUCGAAAAUGAGUGUGAUCAAAGCUGGGCACGACGGCAGGGUGGAGGGUGGCAGAGGCAGCCACACCGACAACGGCGGCGGCUCCCCGAGGCUCCAGCAGUGCGCUCAGCCUCCCAACAGCAGCAGCAGCCGGACUAAAGAUGCCAGAUACCAGCAGCAGCUCCAGCAGCAGAGGCAUCAUGGUGGGUCGUUGCUGAAACAGCCAUCCCACAACGAGCCAGCCGACGUCGUGAGACGGGCGCUGGACUUCAAGAGCCAAGGCACCCAGUGCUACAAGGAUAAGAAGUACCGAGAGGCGAUUGGCAAGUAUCACCGCGCUCUGCUGGAGAUUAAGGGGCUGUGCAGGGUGCUGGGGGAUCCGGACACCAGCUCCAAGCCCCCGUCCCCCCUCCUGCCGACCAUCAGCAAGUCCACCCUGACAGAUGAGCAGAAGGGGGCCAUGGAGAAUGCAGAGCUGGAGUGUUACAACAGCUUGGCCGCCUGCCUGUUGCAAAUGGAGCUGGUAAACUAUGAACGAGUGAAGGAAUACUGUCUGAAAGUGCUUCACAAGGAAGGAAAGAACUUCAAAGCUCUGUACCGAUCCGGUGUGGCCUAUUACCACCUAGGAGACUUCCAGAAGGCCCUGUACUACCUGAAGGAGUCACACAAACAGGAACCAUCAGACACCAAUGUCAUCCGCUACAUCCAGCUGACAGAGAUGAAGAUCCGCCGGAAUGCCCAAAGGGACAAGAAAGAGGCGACAUAAGCACUCACUGUCUGGUGACUUCUCAUCCGUCAUAAAUUUCAGCCCUACUGUGUGCCACCCAGACCUUACACACCAUGAGUCACAGAGGUCUUGGUGUGAAACGAUAUUUGUUUACUUUUGCCUUGCACAGCAUCCGGUUGCCAGUUAUGUGAUUGAACUUCAUCAUUGUGUGCUUGAAGCAUUUAUUUUGAAAAGUUGUACCAGAUACUGAGUUUCUUUCUCCAAACCACCAAAUUUAUCUAUAAUGACUCCAUCCCAAGUAUUUUUGAACCAUUACAAACUGAUGCACUGCCAGUCCAAACAUUGCACAUACAGGCCAACACUUGUGAUAGACAGGAGCAAUGAGGUCCAUAGAGUGAAUCCAGCAUGUCUGCAGGGGAGCGUAACUGGAAUUUAGCAUGUGCCCUCGCACAAGAUGUCUUUUGAAUGGCAUGGAGUAAAUGAGUAACAACCACCUACACUUCUGUCACCAUACUUUGAUAGUACAACAAAAGAUCAAGAUUUUUUUAUACUCUUGAUUAUAUCUGUAGUUUAAGUAGAGGCGCUUUCACUAAGUAGGUUUCUAACUCAAAAUGCUAGGCAAGGACAUCAAGAGCACAUGGUUGCUAAUUGCAGUAUGAAUUUAAGAGACAUAUCACAAAAUGUAAAUAUGCUACUUUAUAGAAAUCACAAAGAAUAUAAUGGAGAGGUGAGCUAUUUGUGUUGAUUAAUGCCAAAACAAAGCACUUCAUUCACAGCAUUUUCUGUAUCAACAAAUACUGUGUGUUUACUGUAAAGGUAUGCGUGUAAUAAAUGUGUCUAUUGAUUGAAGUACUUUUUUGUUUUGCUGCAGCAGUGGAUUUCCCUUUAAUUUUUUAAUUUUCCUACUAUGUUACUCAUAAGCUAAAACAGAUCUAUGGAAUGAAAUGCUGAUGAAAGCAUAUGUUUAAAUAAAUAAGUGAACCAAA